GGGUCGUGUGAAGUGGGUCGUGCCUGAAGUCGCGAUCUGACGACUUCUGGGGUAGGGGGGUUGUGGUGGGAGGAUCUCGGCGUUUGUCAUCUGGGUUUUCUUACUUCCAUGGCUGGGAGCAGUGGAGUCAGUCUUAGUGAAUCCAAGAUGGUUGUCCCUCUGAAUAUGUGGGUCCUAAUUUCCAAUUUCAAGUUGAAGUACAAUCUUCUCCGUCGCCCUGAUGGAACCUUUAACCGCCAUCUAGCAGAGUUCCUCGAUCGUAAGGUUCUUGCAAAUGCGAACCCCGUUGAUGGUAUCGUCUCCUUUGAUGUUAUAAUUGAUCGUGCAACAAACCUCCUUUGCCGGAUUUACCGCCCAGCUUUUACUGAGGAACCUCAGCCAAGUUUGAUCGAUCUCGAGAAGCCUGUGGACCUUGAAUUCGUUCCUGUCAUUGUUUUUUUCCAUGGAGGAAGUUUCGCGCAUUCAUCUGCUAACAGUGCCAUAUAUGAUACUUUAUGCAGAAGAUUAGUAGGCAUUUGCAAGGCCGUUGUAGUUUCCGUGAACUAUCGCCGUGCACCCGAGAAUCGAUAUCCUUGUGCCUAUGAUGAUGGGUGGUCGGCUCUUAAAUGGGUGAGCUCCAGAUCCUGGCUCCAAAGUAAAAUUGAUUCCAAAGUGCACAUAUUUUUGGCUGGUGAUAGCUCUGGUGGAAAUAUAGUUCACAGUGUUGCUCUAAGAGCUGCUGAAGCUGAAAUAGAAGUAUCAGGUAACAUACUGCUCAAUCCAAUGUUUGGUGGAGAGGAGAGAACUGAGUCUGAGGAAAAAUUAGAUGGGAAAUAUUUUGUUGGCUUAAGAGAACGGGACUGGUACUGGAGAGCCUUCUUGCCGGAAGGUGAGAAUCGUGAUCAUCCUGCAUGCAACCCUUUUGGUCCCCGAGGGAAUAGUCUGGAAGGGAUUAAGUUCCCCAAGAGUCUUGUUGUUGUGGCGGGUUUGGACUUAAUUCAAGAUUGGCAGUUAGCUUAUGCUAAAGGGCUAGAGAAGGCCGGCCAGAAGGUGAAGCUAUUGUUUUUGGAGCAGGCGACAAUUGGAUUCUACUUGCUGCCGAACAAUGACCAUUUCUACACAGUGAUGGAUGAAAUUAGUAGCUUUGUGAACACCGAUGGCAAAUAGUGUCAGUCUUGACUGAGGAUUGGCUAUGGAGUUUGAAGCUUGAAAUUCUGGCUCGGUAUGGUGGUGAUGCGUAAGUAUAAUAGAAUGUGCAGUGUUUACUACUCGUGGCUCUUAUUAUCAUGUUGCUCUGAAGUUGCUCCAGUUUGGCCUCGUUCUUCUUGGUUAAGAUAACUAGGCUGGCUGUUUGGGCACGUGCAAGAUUCAGCAUCUAGCUGGAUCUCUUUUGUUUUGUUCUCGAGACAUUCGAGUGAUUCGGCAGCUAUUUAUUUUGGUCCACUAUACCCACCAAAUUCAAAUUGCCACUUCUCUGGUGUAAUGGAAAGGAAGGAGUUUGGCAAUAGCAUUUGGUGGGCUAACCAACCGGGAUCGCUGUUCCCGCCUAACAUCAUAUGGCUAAUAUGAACACAUGGAUUUGGAAUCAUCCAUGGUGUUUCCCUAGCAAAUAUAGUUAAGUGUCCCCAUAUUUGUAAAAUUGUUUGGCUUUUUGUGUAGUCAUCAUGUAUCUUUGUAAUUUACUCUCCGUGGCAAGUGUAAAUAGAAUGUUUAAUCUAUGUUAUGAAAGCUCUUGAUGCACUGGUCUUAA
Molecule: messenger RNA, 1729 nt
Organism: Syzygium oleosum
Lineage: Eukaryota; Viridiplantae; Streptophyta; Magnoliopsida; Myrtales; Myrtaceae
Product: gibberellin receptor GID1C-like
Exons: 2
Coding region: 109-1146 (345 amino acids)
Biological process (GO): floral organ morphogenesis; positive regulation of gibberellic acid mediated signaling pathway; raffinose family oligosaccharide biosynthetic process
Cellular component (GO): cytoplasm; nucleus
Molecular function (GO): gibberellin binding; hydrolase activity
Source: RefSeq, a predicted model, not a curated record